UCUCUUUUCUGCGUCGGUGCGUUGUUGUACAGCUGAGAAUUCGAUGCUUUUUGCUUGUAAAUUUUCAGUUCCCAAUUGGAACAGAACAAUUGGGAGUUGGAGCCGCCGGCGGAGGAAACCCACCUGACCAGCAUCGUGCUCGCCCAAACCAAUGUGAUUGGGAUCACCAAACUGCACCGUUGAUCACUGACGCGUGAGACCGAUUCCACAUGUACAAGUCACAACCACGCCGUCUCGUCAGAAGCAACCGGCCUCGGCCACCACCACCCCGCCCCACCCCUGUCCGUCCCAAAUCCCCCGCCCCCGCCCCCGCGCCAACCCAAUCCCGCGCUCACCACCACGCGCCCGCCUAUGCUGCCCCGGCGCCACAGCGCGCACUCCACGACGGCGCGGCACCACCCGCGCCGCGCACGCAGCCUCCUCCUCCUCCUAGUCCUCCUCCUCUCAUGAGGGACGAGGACGACGACGACGCCACCCCGCCCGGCAAGAGGAAACCGUCGCCGUCCUACGCGAAACAACCGCGCGACAAGGGCCGGCCGCGCGCGGACGGGGGGAUGCGCAUCGUCGUGCCGCUGCAGGGGGUGGUGCAGGGCCGCGGGGGCCUCGUGCUCGGCUCCCUCAUCCCCUGCGCCCUCUUCUACUUCCUCCAGCUCUACAUCAAGCGCAACCGCCCGCCGCCCGGAUCCCCCGGAUCUGUCGCCUCCGCCUCCGCUGCCGCUGAGGCCAAUUCAACUUCCUCCUUGAUCCACCGCUCCCUCUCCCGCGGUCUCCUCUUCUCGCGCGCAGCGCUCCCGGGCCUCUCCGCCCGCGGCGCUGUCGUCCGCGCCGGGGACGAGGUCUCCCUCUACUACGCCGGCCUCCGCCGAUGCGCCGACGACCCCUACCACCCGGCCACCAACCCCGCCGGCCUCAUCAACCUGGGCCUCGCUGAGAACCACCUGUCGCUGGAUUUGGUGGGGAGGUGGAUGGAGGAGCACGCGGGGGCGGCCAUGCUGGAGGGGAUGACGGAAGGACGAGGGAAGGAGGAGAGGGACCUCACCAUCAGGGGGCUCGCCACCUACCAGCCGUACGACGGGAUACUUGCCUUGAAGAUGGCUCUUGCCGGAUUUAUGAGGCAAAUCAUGCAUGAUUCGGUGUCCUUUUAUCCAUCUCAAAUGGUGAUUACCUCUGGUGCAACUCCUGCAAUGGAAAUACUGAGUUUCUGUCUUGCUGAUUCAGGAAAUGCAUUUCUUGUCCCAUCACCUUACUACCCUGGUUGGGACAGGGACAUAAAAUGGCGAACUGGUGUUGAGCUGAUACCUGUUCCUUGCCGUAGCACUGACAACUUCAACAUUAGCAUCACUGCUCUAGAAAUGGCCUACAAACAGGCAAAGAAGCGAGGAGUAAGGGUUCGUGGUGUUCUCAUAUCUAACCCUUGCAACCCUACAGGAGGCAUUGUGCCCAGGGAAACACUGCACGAUCUUUUGGAGUUUGCUGCUGAGAAGAACAUACACUUGAUUUCUGAUGAAAUAUUUGCUGGUUCAACGUAUGUAAGUGAUAGAUUUGUCAGUGUGGCAGAGGUUAUCAAUGAGCUAGAAGACUUUGAUAGAGGCAGGGUUCACAUCAUAUACGGACUUUCAAAGGACCUAUCUCUUGCGGGAUUUCGAGUUGGAGUGAUAUAUUCCUAUAAUGAAAACAUUGUGGCAGCUGCUGCUAAGAUUGCUAGAUUCUCGUCUGUGUCAACUCCGACACAACGCCUGCUUGUUUCCAUGCUUUCAGACCAAAAGUUCAUUUCAAAUUACCUAAAAAUUAACAGAGAGAGACUCCGGAAAAUGUAUCUUUUGUUUGUUGAUGCUUUGAAACAAGUGGGGAUCGAAUGCUUCAAGAGCAGUGGAGGGUUCUAUUGCUGGGCAGACAUGAGCAGGUACAUCCGGUCUUACAGCGAGAAAGGAGAGCGCAAGCUUUGGGAUAGGCUGUUGGAGGAGGCAAAGGUCAAUGUUACCCCAGGUUCAUCUUGCCAUUGCAUUGAGCCUGGAUGGUUCAGGUGUUGUUUCACAACAUUGAGUGAGCAGGACAUUCCUCUCUUAGUGGAAAGGCUCAGGAGGGUUACAGACACCCGCAAAUCAAACCGUUGAAAGACUAGGUUCUCUUUUCGAACUCCUGAGGUAUUGAAAUAACUACAUCUCGGCGGGUGCUCCACAAUGGAAUGCAGGGACACUCAGGAAAAAUGGAAAAACCCAUCAUUAUGUUUUGGUAAUAGAAAUUUGGUCUUUGAUAGAAUUGGUGGAGCGAAGAAUGGGAUUCUGGAAACAUGUUGAUAUCAGUCGCGAGUCCACUGUUCGUGAGAUCUGCCAUGCUGCAGCAAUUUGGAUGGUUGUACCUUGUUGAUCUCAGCUGCUUCCCCUGUAGGUGCUUCAGAUGGGAAAUGCCCGUCUGGUGAUAGGUUGAGCCGAACCUUUCAUGCACUCUUGUUUUUUCUUUUCCUUUGCCUUUUCUUUUGGUUCUUUGAUGAGAUAAGCUAGUGUCCAGGUUUGUUUGUCCUUUGUAAAGCAACAGUUCCUGCUUGUGCCAGGGUUUUGGACGCAGCUCAUACGUUGUCGUUAAAAGUAAUUUAUUUUUUGGAGGGGUUCAUA
Molecule: messenger RNA, 2612 nt
Organism: Phragmites australis (common reed)
Lineage: Eukaryota; Viridiplantae; Streptophyta; Magnoliopsida; Poales; Poaceae
Product: 1-aminocyclopropane-1-carboxylate synthase 6-like
Exons: 4
Coding region: 210-2114 (634 amino acids)
Biological process (GO): biosynthetic process; amino acid metabolic process
Molecular function (GO): pyridoxal phosphate binding; transaminase activity
Source: RefSeq, a predicted model, not a curated record